AUGUCCUCCAAAGUAAAUUACCAUACACUUUCACCGUCCAAGUAUAAGCUGAAGUAUUUCAUGAAACCUAAAAUAAAACAACUGGGAAAUGGCUGCACAAUAUUUACACGUCAAUUACGAGUAUAUAGUUUAUUUUCAUUUAUUGCAUGGUUAUUUCUCAUUGGAACAUUCCUGUAUACAACAUUGCAAUUAUGCUCUUUAAUCUUAAAGCAAUCAAGUUUUAGCAGUAAUGCAUAUGCGAGUUAUUAUGGCAAAAACUGGAUACCAUCUAUUUAUACUGUAUCACGUUUAUCUGAUGCAAUUCUUAAUAUAUGGCCUGCGAAUAUUGCGAAAAAUAUUAUGCCAUCAUAUGGUUUAACUUUGGUCAGUUUCAGUAAUCAAACACCGUUUCCAUAUACCGAUCAGUUAAAAUCUGUUAUUGCAUUCGAUGAGAGAGAGCAGUCUCGAGUAUUUUUAAGUAGUGUACAUCAAGGUUUAAUUACUAGAUUGAUAUGGGUAUAUCCAUCUUGGAAACAAAUAUCCGUUGACCAAUUUUAUAAAAAGGCACAAUAUCAUGUUGGUUUAGCAAAAAUUAAUUUAUUAGAACACGAAAGUGAUUUGUUCGUGACUGAUAUACCGAUGAGUUUUACAACGUUUUGUUUGUGUACAGCAUUUGAAAGUGUGUGCAGCCUACCUUUACUGUCUUUACCUAAUUUACGUAUAUCAAGACAAUCAUGUUCAGUGAAUGGUAGUUUUAUCUACGAAGAAGUUAUUGACCUGAUGGUUGAAUCAUUACUUUCAGAAGAGAAAACCAAAGAUAUAACAAAAGAUUCUAUUUAUGUAUUUUCACGUACAAGUUUUAUCCACUCAGAUAAUAUAAUUUCAUCAUCAUCAUCCAAUAGAUUGACACCAUGUCAUAUUGACCAAAUGUUAAACGCUUCUUCUCUUCACCACCAUCAUCAUCGAAGAGACCCAGCUCUUAUUCAUCAGUACAUAACACUAGUCAAAAAUCUGUUCAACAAACUCUUUAAAUUUCGAUCAAUUGAAAAAAUUCAUCUACUUGAUAAAUUGAAUCAACUUAUUAGUGCAAUGCUGCUGCUUAUGAAUCCACAAAAUUCAAAUAUGCUGUCAAAUUGGUCGAAUGAAACAUUACUAUUACAUACAGCGUGUUGUACACCAUCAUCCUUUGAACCACUUCUAUUUGAUACAGAUAUAAAAGUUAAUAUAUAUAAUCAAUGGAAAAAGAAUUUGCAUUUUGCAUUUUAUUAUGUAGAUAAUUAUUGUUCAUAUUCUACAGAAAUUAUUAAAAAACUCUUGAGCUUGUCUCUUGGUAAUUUUCAUUCUAAAGAGGAAAUAUUCAAUUUAUGGAAUUGGUUGUGUAGUUUAACAAAAGCUCAGUUAAAAUUUAUUGGACAAUUUCUACUAUGUACUUAUCAAAGUAACAGUAAUACUCAUUCACUUGGUCUAUGUGAACGUCAAAAGUCUGCAAUCAUUUCAUUUAGUGGAAUACCUAUUAUCCAGCGAAAUUCUUUAACUCUGCAUAGAUUAAAAAAUAUUUUCACUUAUUUACCACGUCCAGUCAUUGUAAAUGUAGUCAUGCAUCCGUAUUUGGGACGAGUUAUUCACAAGAUCCACUUACCACAUGAACUGUGCAAUAUGCUCAAUCAAACUUAUUCCAAUUAA
Trichobilharzia regenti is the source of this 1662-nucleotide messenger RNA. NCBI's taxonomy places the organism in Eukaryota, Metazoa, Platyhelminthes, Trematoda, Strigeidida, Schistosomatidae. The record is from the annotation of a GenBank genome assembly.